CCUAUGUCGAUCUUGUGGCUUUGUUCCCCAACUUGAGAAAGUAAGCCUCGCCUCUGCUGCCCUGUCUGGGCAGAAGCCAUUCACAUUGAGCAAGUGUUUAUCUAGUAGUAGUACAAGAAGCCUCUCGACUUUGUGUCUGGAUUUUUGCUCUCAGAUGAUCUGGAUUCAACCGGAAGAUCCUAAACAGCUCACACGUAUAUUCAGUAGCCUUAGAGAUGUUUAUAUCUACAAUGUCUUUGCUGAGUGUGAUUUGAAUUGGACAUUCUUUAUCCUUAAAGCUGCACCUUCACUGAAGAACUUCUAUUUAUCUCGACACUCUUGUGAACCCAACAAGUUUGAGGAUAUUGCCAAGAAGACCGACUUGGUGUGGGAAACCUCCAGUUUCAAGCAUUUGAACUUGAAGCUGCUGUUCAUGAAAGGGUUUUCGGAGGAUGAGAAGGUGAUGAACUAUAUAAGACUUGUCAUGAAAAGAUCUAUGGGCUUGAAGAGAAUCGAACUGCAUGAUAAAGACCCAUGUGAGGAGUGCAAAGCCAUAUCCCCCGAGUGUUUAAGGUUUCCUGUGGAUGAAUCUAGCAAGCGUCGGAUUAAGGAGCAACUCACAUAUGGAUUCUCCUUAGAUGUGGAGAUAAUAAUGGGAUGAUGCAUAUAAUCAAGCAGUGCGCAGAACCAAGUUAGUUGCUUAGCACGCCCAUUAACAAGGGAUAUAUAUAGAGAGAGAGUAGGUGCGAGCAUAUGUAGGCUUACUUUUUCAGAGACAUGGUGAGUGCCCAUGUGU
Molecule: messenger RNA, 775 nt
Organism: Triticum aestivum (bread wheat)
Lineage: Eukaryota; Viridiplantae; Streptophyta; Magnoliopsida; Poales; Poaceae
Exons: 3
Coding region: 155-640 (161 amino acids)
Source: RefSeq, a predicted model, not a curated record